AUGGCUUCGGUUACCUCGCUGGACAAAGACUUGCGCAACAUGCGCCUAUCCCGCUAUACCCCGCAGGCAGCCGCGGAGGUACGUGACUGGAUUGAAGAGGUUCUACGUGAGAAACUCCCUUCGAGUGAUCUGUUAGAAGGCCUUAAGGAUGGAGUGGCACUUUGCAAGUUAGUCAAUUUGGCUGUAUCACCAGGCGUGAAAUAUAAGCAGUCCUCAAUGCCAUUUGUUCAGAUGGAGAAUAUUUCACACUUCCUACGCGCAUGUCAAAUGGCACCACUCGGCCUCCCCCCGCACGAUGUCUUCCUCACUGUCGAUCUCUAUGAAGCCAAGGACCCGGCGCAGGUCCUCCAGUGUCUGGCAUCGUUUAGCCGUCGGGCUCAUAUUCUUCACCCAGGUAUAUUCCCGCGUUCGGUUGGCCCGCAAAGCAAACGUGGGGUGGUCAGCCCAAAUGCGACGGGCUCCUCCAGCCAGGGGUCGUAUACCCCACGAACCGGCCGUGCUUCCAGCAAUGCCAGCGACGCCAAUCCUAACAACCCCGGUCGAAUGAGUCCUUCUAAGCCGUCCGGAUCUUACAGCUCCUGGAGUAAGAAGAAUGACCAGGGCUCCACGUCCCCCGCUUGGAACAUCCACCAAUAUGGCUAUAUGGGUGGUGCCAGCCAAGGCAAUCAAGGCAUUGCAUUCGGGUCUCGACGGCAAAUUACUACCCCAAGCCCGGCCGUGCCGAGUUUAGCAGAAAAGGAAAAGUACAGGCGUGAGGAAGAUGAGAGAAUUCGUCAAGAAACUGCGAGACAGGAAGAGGAACAACGAGCUCGCCAACGAGAGAUCGAGGAGCAGGAAGCGCAGGCCAAGAUUGAAGAAGAGCGUCGAUGGAAGGAGCAGACAGAACGUUUGAGAGAGAAGGAACGCCAAGAAAUGGAAGAUGAGAAGAAACGGUGGGAUGCAGAGAAGCGUCAGUGGGAGGAAGAAGAACAGCGACGAGUCGCGGAAGAGAAAGCAACUGAGGAGCGCCUCGAGCAAGACCGCCAACGCCGAAAGAGUGCUACCGAUGCUCGUCUCAAUGGACAAUUCCUCAGUCAAUACCAAGCGGGCCAGCCUGGUGCAGAGCCGGCAGUCGAAGAAACACCCGAGAGUCGGCGCAUCAAGGAACUCGAACGCGAACUUGAGCAAGCCAAAGAAAGAGAGCCGGUAGCCGUCAACGUCCCGUUCCAGUACCCCCCCAAACCAAGCUACGACCUCUCCUCUCUUGAACAGGAACGCCGCAUGCUGCGCACGGAGUGGCAGAAUACACAAGAAAUGCCAGCAGCGCAAGAGCAACCAGAGGAGGUUGAAGAGCAAGCCUCGCCUCCACCUCGUCGACCACUCCCACAGCCAGUGCCUUCAUCUCAGGCAGUACCAUCACUCCCACCUAGAGAUCUACCCGCUGCCUCUCGUCCUCUUCCGGACCCAGUUGCAUAUUCCGCAAACCGUGGUCGCGAGAGUCGUGUCGAUCGCUUCCUCUCCUCUAACCCAGCACCUCAGGCCGCUGCUCCAUCCUCUCAUGGACCUCAAGACUACAGCACGACAUCAGAAGUCGACGCAGAGAACAGCCGCCGUAUUGCCUCCCAGCAACAGACCAAGGCCGGCGGAUGGGCAUCGAAAUCGCUGCUUGAACGUGAAAUGGAGCGUGAACGCGAGCGCCAGCGUGAAUGGGAAGAAAACCAAGAAAACACCCAGGCUGCUGCGCGCGAUAACACCAUGGGCUCGGGGCCCGGUCAGACCUGGGACGUUCAUCAAUACGGGUACUUGGGUGGCGACAACCAGAACCGCGGUGGUGUUGGAUUGGGCGUUGGAGGUGCCCGUCGUCAAAUCAUCGGACCUCGGCCUCCGCCAUAA
Messenger RNA from Penicillium waksmanii, 1872 nucleotides. Its product is annotated as calponin homology domain protein. Gene Ontology annotation, molecular function: protein binding. The record is from RefSeq and is a predicted model, not a curated record. Lineage: Eukaryota; Fungi; Ascomycota; Eurotiomycetes; Eurotiales; Aspergillaceae. The transcript has 3 exons. Bases 1 to 1872 code for a protein of 623 amino acids.